AUGCCUCGCCUGGAGCCUAUUUCUAUUGCUCCCAGUCCAGCUGAGGAUCGUUCGGCCCACGAUGCAAAAUGGACAUCCACCAUCAUUGUCGUCGCUUCCUUUGUCAUCAUCUUCACUUGCUGUGGCCUCAACUUUGCCUGGGGUGUGUACCAGGCCUUGUAUGAGAGUCUGUCAAGGAAGCCCGGAACCCCCUUCACGGGGGCGACCCCUGCCGAGAUCGAUCUGAUCGGUACCAUUUCCGUGUCCCUCAUGACAAUCGGCGCUCCUUUUGCUGUCGCCUGGGCCAAGCGCUUCUCUCCUCGCAUGGUCUCCUUUGCCGGCGGCUUCAUCUUCGGCGUCUCCCUCGUGCUUGCUAGCUUUGGCACCCAGUUGUGGCAUUUCGAACUGGCGCAAGGGCUGCUGACCGGGGUAGGUACUUGCUUAUGCUACAUGGUACCCGUGACCAUUGCCCCAACCUGGUUUACCCACCACCGCGGACUUGCUAUGGGCAUCAUCUUAUCGGGAACCGGCGUAGGCGGACUGGUCUGGGCGCCAGCUCUGACGGCCUGCGUGAAAGCCCUGGGCUAUCGCAACACUCUGCGUCUGACCGGGGCUCUCUCCGUUGCCCUCAUCUCCAUCGCCAGCGGCGCGAUGGCCUGGGAGCCCGCCAGCCGAGCACAAAUCGAACUGGAACACUCCACCAGAACCAGUCGUGCCGACGGAAUCCUUAAAGUGCCUCUAGUGGACUGGCGGGUUGCCCGGACACGUCGGUUCAUGGCCCAAGCCCUAAGCGCUAUCUUCCAGGCGGCCGCCUAUUACACCCCGGUGUUUUUCUUUGCCUCGUACGCGCAGACCCUGGGAUACAGCACCACCGCUAGCUCCAACUUCAUCGCUCUCAGUAAUGCCUGUAAUGCCGUGGGCAAGAUCAUCAUCGGCCAUCUGGCCGAUCGCCUGGGACGACUCAACGCACUCUUCCUCACCACUGGUUUGAGUGCGGUCGCGACCACUGCAUUUUGGCUACCAUCGACAUUAUCCGGCGCAACGACACAGUCGCAGGGGCUGUUCAUCACCUUUACCAUCUUGUACGGGACCUUCGCGAGCGCAUAUGUCUCGCUCUUCCCGGCGAGUCUCGUGGAGCUCUUUGGCGUGCAGAACUUUGCCUCCGUCAAUGGUGCCUUGUACAUGGUGCGCGGGAUGGCCACGAUGAUCGGCACCCCGGUCGGAGGAGUGCUGGUUCGCAGCGCGUCGAAUGCUCUGGGCCCUGGAGCGUAUGAGAAGAUGUCGGUGCUGGUCAGUGUGCUUCUCUUUGCGGCCACGGCGGGAGUCAUCUGGGUUCGACUGGAGGCGAUGAUCGGGCCGGAUGGACAUGCUAUUUGGAAAUGGCGACAGUAG
Aspergillus ibericus CBS 121593 is the source of this 1371-nucleotide messenger RNA. RefSeq names its product putative MFS monocarboxylate transporter. Gene Ontology annotation, cellular component: fungal-type vacuole membrane. NCBI's taxonomy places the organism in Eukaryota, Fungi, Ascomycota, Eurotiomycetes, Eurotiales, Aspergillaceae. Gene Ontology annotation, molecular function: transmembrane transporter activity. The transcript is spliced from 2 exons. The coding region runs from base 1 to 1371 and encodes 456 amino acids. The record is from RefSeq and is a predicted model, not a curated record. Gene Ontology annotation, biological process: transmembrane transport.